Messenger RNA from Chelonia mydas (Green sea turtle), 7091 nucleotides. It is a transcript of the gene ZFP36L1, whose product is annotated as ZFP36 ring finger protein like 1. Gene Ontology annotation, molecular function: mRNA binding; metal ion binding. The record is from RefSeq and is a predicted model, not a curated record. Lineage: Eukaryota; Metazoa; Chordata; Testudines; Cheloniidae. The transcript has 2 exons. The coding region runs from base 4501 to 5508 and encodes 335 amino acids.
AUUGAAAUCUGAAAAAAAAUGCACAAAAUUGGAAAUUAACAGCCAUGGGCAAUAUAUGCUGCUCCCCUUGAAGACAAUGGUAAAACUCCCAUUGAUGUCAUCAUGUCCCAUGAAAAGAUAAAGGUAAUUCAGGAACGAGGUUACCAGACUUGGUGGAGCCUUUGAUAUGCCAACUUUAACUAUUAGGGAUUAUUAGGAGGAGACCUACUGGAGGAGGUGGGGGAGUAAUUAUCCCACAUCUGCUUAAUGCGGGGUUUCUCAUCCUUUCCUCUGAAGCAUCUUGUACUGACCACUAUCAGACACAGGAUACUAGACUACAGGGACCAUAGGUCUGAUCCACUCUGGCAAUUUCCAUGUUCCUCUAUGUGUAUGUGGACUGGAUAAGACUCAUCUCCCCCUCUUUUUAAAACCAUGUCACUGGGUGAGCUUGGCCAAUAAGGAGCGAAGGGAGGCCCAGUCAACCAGUUGGCCUGUACCUGAAUCUGAUGAUGAAGGCUUAUGUGAUGGCACUCAAGAAGCAGCACCUACAAAAGAGGCCUACAGAUGGCUGCAGAAGAGGCUCAACAAAUUUGGCAGCCUUACUGCUGACCCCCAAGUCCAUUUGCACCGUCCAAGCUGCAAAGUAGGUGCACUGCACUAAAGAGCUACUGUACAAACCCCAGAGUACAUGACAUUACAUUCAGAUACACACACCUAUGUGUUUACUCAAGUGUGUGGUGGCUAGAAAUGGUUUUUUCUUUUAAAAAAAACAAACGUCGCAAUUAAACUCAGUGCAAAAAUGUGAUUGUAAUGUUAUAUUUGAGAAUGGACCUGUCUGAUUUUUCAGCCCCCCGAGAGGCAUGCAUAGGUGCACACACAAAUUCCCAUUCUGUGCAUGCAUGUGGCGAGUCUGGCUUAUAUUUAUCCAGGCACGUGCUCAAAGGAGGGAUUUGCUUGUGUACAAAUCCAGACAUACCUCGUGGCUGAAAGUCAGGCUCUUACAGCCUAAAUCCAGAUUCCAUCAAAAUUCUCACUGGACAGCAGUAUGACCAGCAUUUGACCCUAAAUGCAAAGAGGUUUUGAAACAGAAAGCUACAGUUCCCAUAGUAAGUGUAUGUGUAUCCUAUUGCACACAUUUAAUAUAAGGCAGAAAAUAUGUGCAACAAUAUUAAACAUAACAUACAUACAAUUUGGUGAGUUGAUUGAUAUGGGGCAUGUAACAGAGAGUCCAAUCCUGCAUUCCUUGUGCAACCAAAACUCACAUUCAAAUCCACGUGGGUUGGGUGUGCGAGGAAUGCAGGAUUGUGCCCACUGUGGCACAGACUCCACUCUUGUUCUGAGACCUUUGAGUAAUCAGAGUUGCUCCGUAUAAAGUACGGGAGAUCAGAUUCAAUGAAAAAGCCAGGCUCCAAGCAAGUCAGUCAUGAAAUAGUUAUCUGUAAUGGCUUCCUCAUUUGGACUUGGUAACCCUUGGAAAGUCCCUGGAAUGAUGUUUCCAACCUAACAAUUAAAAAAGGUUUAAUUAUAGAGAGGCUCAGAGCUCUGGGAACAAGCACCAUCCACAGAGCCAGUAAACAACUGCAGAAAAUAACAUGUUCAAGCUGCUCUCUCUGCUGGUUGCUUUUCAAUUCUGGCAAAAAACUAAACAAAAAUGUAUCUAGAAAGAGAAGGAAAAUAAGUGGAACUAGGGUUCUAUCCUUAAAUACAGAAUAAAAAAGGAAAUAUGGAAGGGACAGACUCUGUGGGUGUUUGCUCUUGAUUCGUUAUUUUGGCUGUUCUUGGAUAUCGAAGGCGGGGAAAGUCAGGAAGACAAGUUUAAAGCCCAGUUCCUGAGACUGAAGCAAACAGAAGAGGAAGUGGGAACAGGGAUCGUUUGUUUUAAACGCGCUCUUAGCUGGGCUUGCAUUCUGGACUCUGCAGUUAGGGUUUCAGUUCUCCUUGGAAGUCUGGGCUAUGUGAGGAAGCAGAAUAUUCAGUACAAUAAUGAGAUGCAUUUUAAGAAGGAGUUUAUAGUUCAAGUCUCAGUCUGGAUGGAUUAAUAACAAGGGGCCAAAUCCCACAGGCCUUCCUCUGGCAAUACUCUCACUCCCGCUAACUUCAGUCAGAGUUUUGCCUGAGUAAGGACUGCAGGUUUUGACCCAACAAGUUUCACAUUUAAGGAGCCCCACAUUAGAAGCCUUGAAACAAGCUUGUUACAAAGAAACCACUCCCCCCUCCUUCCAUCAAUAUCAGUAUACAUAAUUCUUUGUGUACUAAAAUCUGGAACAGAUUAUUUGCUAAGAAACUUUGCUCCUCCCCACACCCCCAAGCUUUAUUAUUUCAAAUUGCUAAAAAGUGCCCUUUGGGGACUGGGGUAAGAGUGGAGAGCAAAGGCAGAAAUUAGAGAACACCACUCUAAGAACUAAACACAUUUUAAUUAUUUAAAUUAAUAUGGAUGUGAGUUAUUUCCUUUAGCAGAGCCUGCCAGGUUUCAAUCAAAAUUGGAAAAAGGCCGUAAGACUAAGGGGGUGGGAGAUGUGAAUCAACUUGAAGACAGUCAGCUUCCAAAAAUGCAAAGACAGCAGCAAUGUUAAAAAUGGAUUCAAUCAAUUUAAAUCAAAGUAGACAAAUUCAAGCCAGCCCAAACUGGAAAUAACUCUUUAUAGUUGUAAAAUGCAACGCACAGCUCAGCUGCAGCCCUUAAAGCUUAAACAAGUAAAGUCUAAAGUUUGUGUGCGCUCUGAUAUUUUAUUUUACAUUGAUUAAAUAAAUUCCUGUUAAAAUUUGUCAGGAGGAGAGCCAGCCGGAUUCAUACUCUAAUUUUGCCUUUCUAAAGAAACGUGCUUAUAAUUAGGUGACCUAAUUAUAUUGCAAUGGAAAAUGCACUAAACACACACAUUGUUUCAUAACAGAUCGAGGAGUUAAAAGUGUUAUGGAAUAAACAUCUGAGGGCUGGAGUGGGUGACACUUACUGUAAAAAGGACGAGGAGGUGACAAAGGACAAAUGGAAAUAUGUAGGAAAGAAAUUAAGAGUUUAAUAUUUCCACUUCAGUCUAGUCUUCCAUUUCAGAACUUCAGAGGGGCAGAGGGGAAACUGAUCAGCUUUUGCAAACGUGUUGCUUUCCUGAUGCAAACAGCAGAUAAACAAGUUUAUGGGUUGUUUUUUUAGUCAGUCUGUCAUGUUUCAAUCCAUGUGCCCUGCUCCUUUGUCAUCCCGCCAAAAGAAGAAAAAAAUUAAUAACAAGAGUGAAAUGAAACCUGCAUGGACUGAAAAACCAUCUGUUCCAUUCAAAGAGGGGAAGGGCGGGGAGCACAGAAUGCAACGGGUACUCAUGCAGAAAGCGCACCCCAUGCAAACACACCAAAUAGUACUCCAGCUUUCGAUGAAGCAAAGGGGGGAAAUCGAGAGGGCCUCUUGUUUUUUGUCAGUGUCACUUGCUAUCUGAUCGCCUUCGCAGACACCAUCUUAAAUAAAAAUCUGCGAAUGUGUUGGUCAGGCAGAAGAAAAGCUAAGCAGCUGAAAACUGGGCCCCUGUUUUACUGAUGAAAUAGAUCUCCUUGGGGAAAAAAAAUCUCCAACACGUAAGCAUGCAACUGGUGUCCAGCAGAGAGGAAAAAGCUUCAAUCGAAAAAAGCAAACGUUACGACCUAGUUCACAGAAUCAAUAUCAUGCAAACAAACACAAACAGUCCUUCCUCUUUAGUUUCACGGUAAUUACAGCUGGGAGAAAUUUCGGAAAAUGAGUCUCUGCAAAGAUCAGUUUUGUUUUGUUUUUCUGCUACCCCCGACCCGACCACAACUACGCAUCUACUCUUGCGCGCACACCCUGCCUGCCUUUACAAACAGCUAAAGUUGCCGUUUCUUUCCUGCACACGAGAAGGAAAGCGGGGAAACUACCUGGGGGCGGGGGAUCUGGGCACUCGCAGAGCCUGCUGCAAGACACAGCUCCCGCCCGGGCCGUUUUGCAGAAGUUCAGUGCAAGCUGAGCUGGGGGGGGAAGCAGCCCAGAGUGGGUGCAGCGAGUGAUGUCACCACCCAUUGCAUAAUUCCAGCACUCACAAAGGAGCGCGGGCCCUUCCCCCUCCUCCUAAUCACAACCAAGUUGCACAUGCACGUCGGGUGGGGGGGGAGGGGAGCUUUGAAAAACUUUCCUCCUCGUACCCAGAGCCCAGCGCAGCCUCCGAACGGGCUUUGCCUCCCCUCCCCCUCCCCCUCCCUCCUCUUGAAAGUUUUCUCGGGCCCGGCCGGCGGGGUGAGUCAAGCGCGCUGUCAAUCAUCUCCCUCCUCCUCCUCCUUCCCCGGCUGGCAAGGGGCCGCGAGCUCCUCCCCGGGCCGGGCCGGGAGCUUGCAAACUUUAUAAAUUGAGUUUAGGCAGCGCGGUGGGGGAAAGCGAGCGGCCGGCCGGAGGCAGAGCGCGGCGUGGCGGCAGAGCAGGGGGGGAAGGACGCGGAGCAGGGCGCCGGAGGCUGUGCCUGACUUCCCACCCUGUGAUCCCUUGCGCCGGGCUCGUGCUGCUCUGCCGCCCUCCGGCCAUCGCCCACCAUGUCCACGGCGCUAGUGUCCCCGACCAUCUUCGACCUGAGCGAAGUUCUGUGCAAGAGUAACAAGAUGUUGAACUACAGCCCUUCAGGUGUUGGAGGGUGUCUGUUGGAUAGGAAGGCAGUGGGCACCCCAGCUGGCGGGGGUUUCCCCAGGAGGCACUCGGUCACCUUGCCCAACUCCAAGUUUCACCAGAACCAGCUCCUAAGCAGCCUCAAGGGGGAGCCGGCCCCUGUACUGGGUCCCAGGGAAAGCCGUUUUCGGGACCGCUCCUUCUCCGAAGGUGGCGAGCGCCUGCUACAGCAGAAGCAGCCCGGGGGACAAAUCAACUCGAGCCGCUACAAGACAGAGCUGUGCCGCCCCUUCGAGGAGAACGGUGCCUGCAAAUACGGUGACAAGUGCCAGUUUGCCCACGGCAUCCAUGAGCUGCGGAGCCUAACCCGCCACCCCAAGUACAAGACGGAGCUGUGUCGCACUUUCCAUACCAUCGGCUUCUGCCCUUAUGGGCCUCGUUGUCACUUCAUCCACAAUGCCGAGGAGCGCCGUGCUGUGGCUGGGGGCCGGGACCCCACCAUCGCUGACAGACCCCGUCUCCAACACAGCUUCAGCUUUGCUGGCUUCCCCAGUGCCGCUGCCAAUGGGCUGCUGGACAGCCCCACUUCAGUCACCCCACCACCCAUGCUGAGCGCUGAUGACCUUCUGGGCUCGCCCACCUUGCCAGAUUGUGCCAGCAACCCCUUCACUUUCUCCAGCCAGGAGCUGGCCACUCUCUUUGCCCCCAGCAUAGGGGUGCAGGUGUCCAGUGGGGGUUCACCCACUGCUUUCCUCUUCAGGCCCAUGUCUGAGUCCCCCAACAUGUUUGACUCACCCCCCAGUCCUCAGGACUCCCUCUCUGAUCAGGAAGGCUAUCUGAGCAGCUCCAGCAGCAGCCACAGUGGCUCAGAUUCACCCAUCCUGGAUAACUCGAGACGUCUUCCCAUCUUCAGCAGACUCUCCAUCUCUGAUGACUAAACUGGGGUUUCCUCUUGCCCUCCUCCCACCUUUAUUACAAUGUUAAGCUGAACCCCCCACCCCCCUUAAUGCCCCCCAAUCUAAGGGUUAGAUGUUAACAUAAAGGCUGUCCACUUGCCUGUAGCUGACUCACUGGCUUACACCUUAAGUGCCAAAUUACAGUAAAAAGCAAUAACCGUUUACAAAAUUAGUGCCUUUGAACAUUUUCACUGUGACUGUAUUACCUCUCUGGCUGCAGAGGGCACCAGCAGCCUCCUUAAAGCUCUGUGCACUUCCAGAUGUGCAGGGAAUGUCCAGAACCAACUGCUCCCUCCACUGGCCACAAUAAUGCAUUGUUCCUUCUCCCCUCCCUUCCCAUUGGCCAGUUUCUGCUAGACUUAUGGCAUGUGGACAGCGCUUAACAUCCAACCCUUUUCCUCUUUAAAGACUAAUCUUGCCUGGGUCUGCUCAGGUCUGCAGGAAGAAAAGCUGAGAAUGGACAAAGAUUGUAACAUGAGUGGAACUUGUGAUUGGGGGAAAAAGCCAGAUGGACUAUGAAAGACUUGAUUUUGGUGCUAAAAGUUCCCCAUGUAUACAUGUGACAUCUUUACAAACAAUAAAUAAAACUAGAGGGGGUGGGCAAAUGGAAUUCAUUCCACACACGCAAGUUCCGUGUAUUCCAAGUUCCAGUAGACAUAGCUUUAAUGGUUUUGCUCUAGAGUACAUUAGAUCUAUCUUAGAGCACUCACGCCAAGCUUUUUAUUAUUUUUUUCUGGGUUUUUAAUUUUGUAUAACUUUUCAGAAAUUGGAGAGCAAAUUUUGCUUGUCACUGCACAACAAUAUAAAAAAAGCUUAUUUAACUUAUCAAAACGUAUUUAUUGCCGAAACCUAUGCUUUUUGUUAAUUUUGUUCAUAUUUAUCGGGAUGAUGAAUCCAUAGAAUAUAUUCUUUUAUGUUUAAAUUAUGAUCUUCCAUAUUAAUCUUAAGAUUGUGAAGUGUCUUUUUUCCUUUUUUCCCCCCACAGUUUAAUAUAUUAUACUACAAUGACAUUUUUGUAACUUUACACUUUUUUGGUUAUUUUAUUUUAAAAAAUGAAAAAUUAAUUUAAAAAAAUGCAAAAACUGUGUUUGGAUUAUUUAUUUUAGAAUUUCCCCUCUUUUUUUGUGUUGGACUGCAAAUUGAGUUAAUGUGUGCUCCUUUGCCUUUUCUCUUCCUCCUCCUCUUCCUCCUUCCCCUCCCCCCUAGGUCAUACACACCUGGGCUUUAGAAUGUAUGUGUAUAAGCUCUGUUGUGAGACAGUAUGGAAGGAAGACAUUUUACUUCCUUUUUUUUUGAUAGCUUCUUAAAGGAGACAAAAGCCUUUGGCUUAAAGUGCCUAUUUGAAGACAUUCCAAAUGCAGUUUGUCUUUGCCUUUCUGUAUUCCAAGUUUGGAGUUUUCCUUGUUGAGGUGAACGGGACUGGCACAAAGAAAACAAUGAAUGUAAUUUUUUCCCCCUGUUACUGUUCACUACAUUGCUUUUUUUCUCUGAGUUUAUUUAAAAGAAUCUCUUUUGUAACGACUGUUUGCAGUUUAAAUCAAUAAACCCCAAGUUUUUUCAAGAAA